Linum tenue is the source of this 780-nucleotide messenger RNA. The record is from the annotation of a GenBank genome assembly. NCBI's taxonomy places the organism in Eukaryota, Viridiplantae, Streptophyta, Magnoliopsida, Malpighiales, Linaceae.
GGGAUUGAAUCGCGGGCUCGAGAGGUGGACGAGGAAGGACUGAUCAGAAAAUAAAUUUUACGGUCUGAACGUUUCCAGACGAAACCACAGACUCGAUAGCUAGGGGAAGGGCUGAAUGGCGAAGAAACUCCAUACUUGAAAUGUCUUAAACAAAAUCGAUGGAGAUAGCGGUGGAGAGGCGACGUCGAACAGUUGGAAGGGGAAUUGGAAAUAGCAGAUGGAGAAGCUAAAUCGUACUGCAGAAGUGGAAAGGUGGGGAAAAGCUUGAUCGAGCUUGGAUGUGACUGGAAGACCGAGAUGCAGGCGGCGGGAACCGGUGUUGUCAACACAUUGUCUGAUUGGAGAAGGAUUUCUUGGAUUCAGGUUUCGUGGUGGUGGAUCACGUUCGAUUUGGCCGAAUUUGAUAUGGGUGGGUGCUUUCCUUGUGUCGGACCAUCGAACAAGAACGGCAGCAGAAACAUCCACGACGAAGCUGGAAGUGGAUGCAAAGAAGCUGCGAAGAAAGAUUUAGCUUCAGUUUCGGACCAUCAAUUAAUAACCUCACUAGGAAUUAAAUGCCUCGGGUGUAACUUCUCUAUAUCAUACUUCAGUGAAGUUCGAUUAACAAAUGGCAACAAGCUCUGAGUUGUUUCUUGUGGAUCCUUUUUUGUUUGCAGGUUGAGAAUCUAGAGGGGAAAAGGUGGGGUUGUUCCUAGGCAUUGAGCAAAGGAGCGAGAUGCUCUUUACUGGAAGAAGGAGCUUAAAUAGUCUGAGGGGGACCUCUAUAGGCUUAAGUAGCAG